This is a messenger RNA of Rhinichthys klamathensis goyatoka, 2783 nucleotides long. It is a transcript of the gene dgke, whose product is annotated as diacylglycerol kinase, epsilon. The transcript is spliced from 11 exons. Lineage: Eukaryota; Metazoa; Chordata; Actinopteri; Cypriniformes; Leuciscidae. Gene Ontology annotation, molecular function: ATP-dependent diacylglycerol kinase activity. The record is from RefSeq and is a predicted model, not a curated record. Bases 296 to 2005 code for a protein of 569 amino acids.
AAACGUAGAAUAUAAACGUGGAUGUAAUUUAUCUUUACAGUGUGUCUUGCUGUACCAAGUGUUUGACAGCAGGGAUGUUUACGAUGGCUGGUCUGUAACAUCAGUGUGACUCAGGUUUGUUGCAUUGCCUGUCGAUGUGAUGAUGUGCUGUUCGGAUGGGGUUAUAAAUUGAAGAUAGUUGUGGGAUCUCAUAGCUUCGGUACAAUGACUGAUGACGAUCGCUGGAAUUUACUGAACAUUCUCAGCUGGCCUGACUUGUGCGUGACGAAGGUCCUGUAAAAUUAGAAUUGUGGCUAUGGAGGAUAGCACUAAGGAGCUACGGGAGGAAUGGACUUUGCUCCUCUGGACCGUUGUUGCUGUUCUGGUCCCAGUGUUCAUCACACUGUGGUGCAGCUUCCAGCGUCCCAAACGCAAAGUUCAGCUGAAAGAUCUGUUCCGAAAGGGCAAACACGGCUGGCACUACACGGACCUCUUCAACAAGCCCACCUACUGUUGCGUGUGCUCUCAGCCCAUCCUGCAGGGGGCGUUCUGUGACUGCUGCGGCAUAUGUGCGGAUGAGCAGUGCAUACACAGAGCAGAUCGCAUCCUCUCAUGCAAGGAGAUCAUGACCCAGAGUAAGACCGAUGGGAGGUUCUGCCACCAGUGGGUCAGAGGAAAUGUGCCCCUCGCCAGCUACUGUGCCGAGUGCAAACAGCAGUGCGGGACUCAACCUAAACUCUGCGACUAUAGGUGUGUAUGGUGUCAGGCAACAGUGCAUGACGACUGCCUUUCCAGUCUGAGUGAUGAUCUGUGUGAUCUUGGAGAGUUUCGCUCUGUUAUCAUACCUCCAUAUUACCUCUAUCAAGUCAACAAGCUCCGCCGAAGACACCCUGAUGAGUACAGCAAGAUUGCUGCAUUGUGCGGGUGUGGCUGGACUCCGGUAUUGAUCUUGGCAAACACAAGAAGUGGCAACAACAUGGGGGAGGUUCUACUGGGAGAAUUUCGUACCCUUCUGAACCCUGUACAGGUGUUUGAUCUGUCUGAGCUGCCCCCCUCUAAAGCCCUGCAGCUGUGUACUCUUUUGCCCCCCGGCAGCGUGCGUGUUCUGGUGUGUGGGGGAGACGGCACAGUGGGGUGGGUUCUGGAUGCCAUUGAUACCAUGAAGCUGAAGGGUCAAGAUCAGUUUAUCCCUUUUGUGACCAUCCUGCCAUUGGGCACAGGCAAUGAUUUAUCAAACUCUUUGGGAUGGGGAGCAGGAUACGCUGGUGAGAUCUCAGUAGAACAGGUGCUCAGGAAUGUUCUAGAGGCUGAAGUAGUCAAGAUGGACAGGUGGAAAGUUCAAGUUGCCUCCAAAGGAAACUAUUUUCGUAAGCCAAAGGUGUUGGCCAUGAAUAAUUAUUUCUCAGUGGGUCCUGAUGCUCUCAUGGCGCUGAACUUCCAUGCACACAGAGAGAAAACACCCUCCUUUUUCUCCAGCCGAAUCAUCAAUAAGGCAGUGUACUUCCUCUAUGGUACCAAAGAUUGUUUAGUGCAAGAAUGUAAAGAUCUGGAUAAGAAGAUUGAGCUGGAGCUGGAUGGAGAGCAAGUGACUUUGCCCAAUCUGGAGGGGAUAAUAGUGUGUAAUAUCGGCUACUGGGGUGGUGGAUGUAGACUGUGGGAGGGAAUGGGAGAUGAGCCUUAUCCUCCAACACGUGUGGAUGAUGGCUUAUUGGAGGUGGUGGGGGUAUAUGGCUCAUUCCACUGUGCACAGAUCCAGGUGAAACUGGCCAAUCCUGUGAGGCUGGGACAGGCACAUACUGUACGGCUGGUAUUGAAGAGUUCUCGGAUGCCAAUGCAGGUGGAUGGAGAGCCGUGGGCGCAGGGUCCAUGCACCAUCACCAUUACCCAUAAGACCCAGGCUCUCAUGCUGUACCACAGUGCAGAACAAACAGAUGAUGACGACUCCAGCACCUCAGAGACUGAAGAACCCUCAGCCGAUCACAAUGACACCGCUAGCAACACACAGGAAACCGUGUCAGAGUCUUAGCAAGGAUAUAAUCGCUCUUUCUGUGCUAUUUCUACCCCAGAAAGUAGCACAGCAUGAACAGAAGAAACCCUGAUGUGAUAAGUGUAUGAUGUCAUAGUCGUAAACGUACAUAAUGUGCAUGUGCUACUCUAGUAAUAACAUCUGCAGUGGUUAUUCAUGAGUUUUAAAGCCUCUUUCUCUUUCAAGCAUUAGGCAGCCCCCUCUACUUAAACUGUUCACAAGAGGUCUGUCUCUGUUGAAAAAUCUUUUUGUUGUACAUUUUUACUCACAGGGAGUGUUACCCGGAAGUGGCUAAGGUUUUAGCCGUUAUUAGUCCAACAUGGAAUCAUAUUUAGCUGUAAGCAGAGCACAGGCAAUCGGAAAAUUUAGUCCAAUGGAGAAUGUUGCAACCAAAGCUGCUUAGACAUGAAUGUCUUUCACUGAUCGUGAGUGCCAUAGGCCUGUGAAUAUACAACUCGCUGCAGAAAGUCGAGUGUUUGAGUUGUAUAAGUUAAGCUGUGCAAUAAUUUUGCUUGGGUUCUUCUUUUUUGUUAUUUCUUUUGUGAAACAAAUUUGCACUGCUUUAAUCUAAAGUAGAUUGUGGAAGAAUGUGCCAUUGAUAUCUUAUUAUUUUAAGUAUUCCAUACGUGUUAUUGGGUUUGUUUAUGAAAUGACAGUACAAUGUUUCAAAGCACUGGAUUAAGAAACCAUUCUUUAUUUUCUUUUUUUCUUUUUUUGCAUAUGCUGAUUAUCAGAUGUUUUAUGUUUUAUUAAAUGUUCUCUCACUUUUCUGUAGAGA